UCCUUGUACUAUUAAUGCCCUAAACCAAACAGGCGUCGAAGCUUCGAGAUGGCGGUGCCCCUCCAAGCUCCUGCUCUCCCUCUCUCCUCCUCCCUUCUCCUCCCACGAGCCCUCGCGCCACGUGGUCUCCGACUCCGCCGACGGAUCGCAGCGCUCCACGCCAACGACGACGAGCUCCUCCGCGCCAUUACCUCGAGUGCCGGCGCUAGCCUUCCAGCCAUCCGUUCCUAUGAUGCUGACCUCGCCAGCCUCACGCUCGUCGGAGCCGUCGGCUUCGAGCAGGCCGUCACAGCAGCUGCUGCCGACGGAGGUGGCGCCGCCGAAGAGCAUCUCUCCAGUGGUUCCUCAACCAUGGUCGUCGAGACCGUUUUCCCUGCCGGCGCCGAUGAGCGCAGCACGGUUUCCACCAGGCUAAUUUUACCUGCUAAAAGGGUGCAAGAGAAGGCCAAGAAAUUGCGCAAUAGUCUUAACUCUGAUAUUCUAGCUGGAAAUACCACGAACAUACUCGCAAUGACAUUCAGGCAAGUCACCUUGCAGAAAGUUUGGAGUUACAAGCUCACAUCCUUUUGUCCAGGGACAGAAAGGAAUAUGGAAGAUCUUGCAAAGCCUAGAGAGGCGCCAUUUCAAUUCACUGUGAGCUCUUCAGAUGUGAGGUUUCUUUCUGUGCUCGCUGAGACUAUCUGUUCUUUUGCUCUCAAUGAAACUGAAAGGAGGUGCUCUGGCAAGGUGGAUAGUUCUCGUCUGAUGUCAAUGUUUAGUUGGUUACAGAAGCCUCAUGGGAAGUACUCGGCUGAUUCUUCAAUGUGCGUAUAUAAAAUUGCUGAACGUGGAAUAGUAAUGAAUGCAAUGAGUCAGGUGGAUAAAUUUAGCUCGAUCAAGGGGAUAUGCUACACUGCUAGGAAACCAGGUCAUAGUUGGUGGGUGGCACCUAAUUAUCCCAGAUUGGAGAAAGCUGGUGGUCCUGGAUUGAGUUAUUGGACAAAUGAAUUUGUUCCUGCCUAUAGAGUACAAAUUAGUGCUGAUAUUUUUAAGGAUGCAAAGCUUGAAGGAUGGCACAAGGUUGCCAAUAAUUGGUGGGAAGUUCUUUUGACCCAUUACCAAAUGGUGGAACUUGCAAAUGUUCUCGACAGGUACUAUGAAGAUCGAUUUAUGCUCCCUGCCAAACAGCUUGUCUGCAGUUUACUGACUAGAUCAUCAAAUGUCCAGAUCAAAAAGGGUUCGUCCUUGAAAAAAUUGAUUUUUGCAUUAGUUGGAGUAUGCACUUUUAUUGCCUUGAGUAUUCUAGCUCAAGCACACUGGCAACAUCUUCUAAAACUCAAAACAUCAACAGAAAGGAACAAUCCUGUUUCUUCAACUAAUUUAGGUGACUACCAUCUCCAGGAUUAUGGAACAACUGAGGGAGGAAGUUAUGCGAUAUCAGUUGUUGAAAAUAUUAAAGAUGCACUUGGUUGGCCUGGGGAUGUGCUUUUUGACGUGAGCAUUGGUGCAUGGACUGGUGUACUUCCAAACGACUUGAUGAACAACUAUCAAUUUCACCUUGAUAUUCAUAAUGAACAAGAUCACAUCAGUAACUUCCAUGAUACUCCUGCAAAUCAUGGAACAGAACCAUAUGGCAGCUUGAUUUCUCCUGAAACUCAAAAUGCAGAAUGUUCUCAUAUUGAACAGUCUACCCUCAUGCAUACUUCUGGAAUGAACAAUGUGGAUUCCCAUUCUAAUGCACAAGAUAUUGCUAGUUUCCAGGUUGUGCUGUCUGGAGAUGGGAAAAUUAUUGGGUUUCAGCCUACAAACCGUGUGGCCGUCAAUCAAUGGGCAUCCAAUCCCUUGGCAAAAGCAUUAUACGGCGGACGGAAGUUGUCCCCAGGUCUUUUCGAACCAAGUCUGAAAAUUCCCACUCCACCCAAGGUUGUUCCACUUGAACUAUUGAUGUCAGCAAAUCCUGAAUCCUCUUUUGCAUUGGCUAGACCUAUCAGAUAACCAUGCAAGUAAUAUCCAACCCUUCACCAG
Molecule: messenger RNA, 2004 nt
Organism: Zingiber officinale
Lineage: Eukaryota; Viridiplantae; Streptophyta; Magnoliopsida; Zingiberales; Zingiberaceae
Exons: 8
Coding region: 49-1974 (641 amino acids)
Source: RefSeq, a predicted model, not a curated record